Messenger RNA from Sinocyclocheilus anshuiensis, 600 nucleotides. RefSeq names its product transcription factor Ovo-like 2. Gene Ontology annotation, molecular function: RNA polymerase II cis-regulatory region sequence-specific DNA binding; DNA-binding transcription factor activity, RNA polymerase II-specific. The record is from RefSeq and is a predicted model, not a curated record. The transcript has 3 exons. Gene Ontology annotation, cellular component: nucleus. Gene Ontology annotation, biological process: regulation of transcription by RNA polymerase II; epidermal cell differentiation. Bases 1 to 534 code for a protein of 177 amino acids. Lineage: Eukaryota; Metazoa; Chordata; Actinopteri; Cypriniformes; Cyprinidae.
AUGCCUCGCUCGUUCCUGGUCAAGAGAAAGCAGUCGGCCUGCGCUGGAUGGCAGUGGAAAGAGCCGGAGCCCUGCUCCAGUCCAAACACAGUGUUUCCUCUGCAGCGCAUGCUGACGCGUCACCUCAAGUGCCACAGUAUGAUCAAGAGACACCCCUGCAGGUUCUGCGGGAAAGGCUUCAACGACACCUUCGACCUGAAGAGACACAUGAGAACACACACCGGCAUCCGUCCGUACCGGUGUGAUCUGUGUGAGAAAGCCUUCACGCAGCGCUGCUCUCUGGAGUCUCACCUGCGGAAGAUCCACGGCGUGCGGCAGCAGUACGCAUACCGCCAGCGGCGCUCCAAGAUCUUCGUGUGCGAGGACUGUGGCUUCACCUCCAACCGGCCGGACGAAUACUUCCUCCACAUCAGACAGCAGCACCCGAGCAGCCCGGCGCUGCGCCGUUAUUACCGCAAACACAUGCUGGAGAGCCCCGCGCAGCACAGCAUCGCCCCCUUCAUGCUGUACCCCGCCGCAGGACUCUACAUGUGAAGCACCUUUAGUGUGUGUGCAUACCAGCUCUGUUACACUGUAACAAAAAUUACAUAGUUUACGGUA